Trichoplax adhaerens is the source of this 2052-nucleotide messenger RNA. RefSeq lists its product as uncharacterized. NCBI's taxonomy places the organism in Eukaryota, Metazoa, Placozoa, Uniplacotomia, Trichoplacea, Trichoplacidae. Gene Ontology annotation, molecular function: G protein-coupled receptor activity. Gene Ontology annotation, cellular component: membrane. The transcript has 20 exons. Gene Ontology annotation, biological process: adenylate cyclase-activating G protein-coupled receptor signaling pathway; cell surface receptor signaling pathway. The record is from RefSeq and is a predicted model, not a curated record. The coding region runs from base 1 to 2052 and encodes 683 amino acids.
AUGCAAUAUCACGGUUUAUGGAUUGGUUUAAGGUCGCAACACUCAUUCAAUAACAUAAGUAAUUAUGCUUACAAAUGGAUUGAUGGCUCGAAUACCAGUUUAUUCCAUAACUGGCUAACUACCCCUUUAGUGGGCUCAAUUUCAACAGAGUUGUGUGUUGCAACACUUAGACCUUUAGGAUGGAAAUGGUUUCAGUAUAAUUGUAAUACAACCUUUCUUGAUGGAUUUAUAUGUGAAAAAUUCGCGAUACCCGUGAAGAUUUCGCCUGAGAAACAUCUGCAAUAUGUAUCUAAUACCAUUAGAAAUCAAAUCUAUGCCAAUGAGACCAGUGAUAAAAGUAUUGGCCAGCUGGAGGCUGCUAGUCAGCUUUUGAGUAGAACAUGGGAAAAUAUUGCCAUCAGUCGCAAAAAUGAUACUCUUAAAUUCAUUGUAUUAAAUGAAUCUAUUGAAAUAACUCAAGUUCUGUUUAAUAAAGCUGAAACUUUAAUAAGGGCUGGAUGGAAGAAUGCGUUAGAUCCUAUCCUGGCUACCAUGAAGAAUCUAGAAAAGUUAACAGUUCGGGUUGCUGGUACUCCAUUAAGGAAUCCGAUUGUAAUCCAAACAACUCGAAUGGAAUUAAGAAUGGAAAAAAUAGACACGCCAUAUUCUACCUACAUCGGCCUUCAAACCACUACAAAUAACUGGCUUCAAUUACAUUAUGAUACGAAUUUAGUUAAUAAGUCCAAUGUCGUUGUAAUUAUUUACAAGAACUACAGAUUGUUCUCAGAGUUACCUUCGGAAUCUAGCUUAGACGUCAAUACCAAUAUCGUUUCGUGCUCUUUAGUUUCAACGAUUAAUUCUUCGAAGAUUCAGCCUACUGAAUUUCAAUAUCUGCUUAGUAAUUACAAAGAACGAGUAGCUUUGAGCGACAUUCAGUGUUCAUAUUGGAAUUUUAAUCAAAGUAAUUGGUCAACAUCUGGUUGCAACUUUGUUCGCCAAUACUACGGAAGAACCCAUUGUAGAUGUAACCAUUUAACCCAUUUUGCUGCGUUAAUGAUCGUAACCAACACAACGGUUAACCAGUAUCACUCGAAAAUUUUGGGAACUAUUGGGAUUGCGGGUGUAGUAACAUCAGCCGUUUUUUUACUCUUCACUCUGAUUAUCUUGGUGUCAUUAAGGAAUCUACGAUCAGAUCGUUUUUUUAUACACAAAAAUCUGUGUUUAGCAUUACUACUAGCCAACGUUAGCGCUGUCAUUACAUCGCAAGCUUAUCUUCAUCAUACUGCAUGCAAAGUAAGUGCUAUUAUUCAACAUUUCCUAUUUACCGCUGCCUUUACAUGGAUGCUGGUAGAAGGUCUCCACCUUUACUUAUUAAUGGUCAAAGUUUUUACUUCGGGACGCAGUAAAACGUUCCUAUACGUGUUCGUCGGUUGGGGCAUUCCAGUAAUUAUAGUCGCAACAUCUAUAGCCAUUCGCUUUAAUGAUUAUGGCUCCAAUCGAAUCUGCUGGUUAUCGAUAAAAAAUGGAUUGAUAUGGGCUUUUGUUGGGCCUGUAAUUGCUAUCAUAACGAUCAAUUUUGUGAUAUUUAUCCUAGUUGCCAGAAUAAUAUGUCGGUCUUCAUCUCCCGUUGCAAUUGAGCAGAAAACAGCCGAUUUUGCGACUAUAAAGUCAACUUUGCGAGGUGCCGUCAUACUGGUUCCAAUCCUUGGAUUAACGUGGAUUUUCGGUGUACUUACCAUUAAUGAGCAGACGCUAUUCUUUGAUUAUAUCUUCGUAAUAACUAACUCACUUCAGGGCUUCUUCAUCUUUCUGUUUCAUUGCGCCUUAAACAGCGAGGUUCAAAAUGCAUUAAAAAACAGAAUUGGACAAUAUGAUGCUGUCAAGCAGUUAAAUAAUAGCCCUCAAAAUAAUUCAAACGGCAAGCAAGGGAAAAAUACCGGCAAUAACGUGGAAUCAUGGAAUGGACAUCAUUCGAGUACACUCAAUAAAUUUAAAUCAGAAUUUUAUCAAAAUAAUACCGGUAAUCAUGAUGACUUAGUAGUCGUAAGAAAAUCAUUUGAAAGUAAAUCUUAG